Oreochromis niloticus (Nile tilapia) is the source of this 2787-nucleotide messenger RNA. RefSeq names its product cytidine monophospho-N-acetylneuraminic acid hydroxylase (gene cmah). The transcript has 15 exons. Lineage: Eukaryota; Metazoa; Chordata; Actinopteri; Cichliformes; Cichlidae. The record is from RefSeq and is a predicted model, not a curated record. Gene Ontology annotation, biological process: CMP-N-acetylneuraminate metabolic process. Bases 69 to 1892 code for a protein of 607 amino acids. Gene Ontology annotation, molecular function: CMP-N-acetylneuraminate monooxygenase activity; 2 iron, 2 sulfur cluster binding. Gene Ontology annotation, cellular component: cytoplasm.
GACCUAAGUAACUUUGUACCAAGGUUCUUGAGAAGCAUCUCUUUGAAAACUGCGUUUUUGAAGUUGCAAUGGCCUCUCAAAUAGCAAAGGUGUUGUUGUCAUUGGAUGCUGAAGCAGUCGGCUCGCUCAAAGAAGGAGUCAAUUUCAAGAAAAGCCCAGAGGACGGCAAGUGUUACAUCAUUUUUAAGAGCAACAAUUACUUUAAAGCAUGCAAAAACCAGUGCAAGCAUCAAGGGGGGCUGUUCGUCAAAGACGUCGAAGACCUGGAUGCAAUGACUGUAAAAUGCACCAAACACAACUGGAAAUUAAAUGUGUCAACAAUGAAAUAUGUGAACCCGCCCGACAGCUUCUUGCAGGAUGAGCUCGAGGUGGAGGUGUUGGAUGAUGGGGGGCUGCAGUUGGUGGAGCUGAGCCCUGUUGACCCCUGGAUGGCUGAUCCUCGAGAGCCUCUGGAGCUCCAGGAAGGAGAAGUCAAAGUUACAUACUUCACCCACGCCUGCAUGGAGCUACAGUUUGGUGAGAGAAGGUUCAUGUUCGAUCCCUGGUUGAAGGGUCCUGCGUUUGCCAGAGGCUGGUGGCUUCUCCAUGAGCCUCCAGCAGACGCCCUGGACAGACUUUGUGCUGCAGAUCUCAUCUACAUCAGCCAUAUGCACUCAGACCACCUCAGUUAUCCCACACUGAAGGUCUUGGCAGAAAGGAGGCCCGAUGUCCCCAUAUAUGUUGGUGACACAUCCAGACCUGUGUUUUGGUAUUUGGAGCAAAGCCAAGUGAAGCUGACCAACAUUAAAGUCACUCCCUUUGGUGUUUGGCAACAUAUUGAUGAUCACCUGAGAUUCAUGAUCCUGAUGGAUGGUGUACAUCCUGAAAUGGACACCUGCAUCAUUGUUGACUACAAAGGUCACUUGAUCCUCAACACUGUGGACUGCACCAGACCAAACGGAGGCAGGCUACCACAAAAUGUGGACGUGUUGAUGACUGACUUUGCAGGAGGAGCUUCUGGAUUCCCGAUGACCUUCUAUGGAGGGAAAUACAGCGAUUCCUGGAAGGCAGAGUUUAUCAAGAAUGAGAGGAAGAAGCUGCUGAAUUACAAAGCUACACUGGUGAAAUCCCUGCAGCCCAGGAUCUACUGCCCAUUCGCUGGAUACUUUGUGGAGGCUCAUCCAUCAGACAGAUACAUAAAGGACACUAAUAUCAAAAACAGUGCAGAGCACCUCAAUGCACUCAUUAAUAAGCUGGCACCAGCAAUCAAGACUUGGACACCGCAGCCAGGUGCUGUGCUGGACCUCGGCCUUGCUCUGAGAGACCCCACCAGCAGUGAGGCCAUCACCAAUCCACCAGCCGGUGCAAAACUCUACAAGGACAGCUGGGAGUUCUACUUGUAUGUGAACGAGCUGAACAGUGCCAUCAAGUCGGACAUAUUUAAACAUCAAAGCUGGAUCCAGUUUUAUUACACGUGGGCUGGCUUUCAAAACUACAACCUUGUUGUGCGGGUCAUUGAAACAGAUGACAAGUUUGAAUGCAUCACUGACGGUUAUGACUAUCUGGUGGACUUUCUGGAUCUAUCGUUCCCCACAAAGAGACCUGACAGAGAGCACGCCUACUUGGAGAUUAAAAACAGGAUUGGAGUGAUGAGGUACGUGGUGCUGCAUGGCUGUCUGUGGGAUGACCUGUACAUCGGCUUUCAGAACCGCAUCAGCCGGGACCCAGACAUCUACCACCACAAGUUCUGGAAACACUUCCAAGCAGAGCUGCCACUUUGCAGGCCAGACUGGGAACAGUUCCAAAAACAGGUCUUCUACAUCGAUGAGUCGACCAUACCUCUCAGUGAUACAGGGAUGGGAAAUGACUGUGCCCUGUCAGGAAUUGAUUCUGGUUUGAUUCUGGAUUUGUGAAGGUCCAGUUACUGAUUUCCUGAUUUGAUGUAAUGCAUAUUAACUAUGCAGUUCCAAUUGGGCUUAGGUCACCGCUUUAUAUUAAUGAGAUAGCAAAGUAAUCAAUCAGACGGCUGUUAGGUAAGGAACUCAGCUCUGGGUGAUCAGUCUUUAAUAAACAAAAGACUGAUUUUGCACAUUUAAUCAUCUUUCAGAUCAGGAAACCUGUUUACAAUCAAUUUCUAUGAAGUAUAAAAUCUAUUUUUUUACCUUAACAAUGUUAUGUAAUUGACGGUAAUAGAAAUUUAAUCUAUUUUGUUAUUAAUCUGCAUUCUCACCUGAAUAACAAAACAUGCUGAUUCAAUAACUUCUGAAAAAUAGGAAACACAUGAGUUGAGUUGCAUGAAUACAAGACACAAGGAUGGCUAUCAAUCAAAUAUUUUGUUUUAAUCUGCAUAAAAUUAAACAAAAACAAAACAAUAACUAGUGUAAACUGUAUCUACUUCGAUGGAUGAAAUCAGUUUCUCAUAUAUUUGACAUUAUCAUUAUUAUUAUCAUUGUGAAAUGAACAAGAAUGCAAACGUGAUUAAAUUAUUCAUUGUGGCUUUGUUUGUUACACAUGCUUAGUAUGACUGUCAAGCUGUCAACAAAUUUUUUCAUUAAGUUUACAUCGACUGUGGAUUUGUCAUUCGAACCUCUGGGGAAAAAACCUGAUGUGAACAAACGAGUAAAACUGCAGAUUUUUUGAGGAAUCACUGAUUAAUCUUGAAUGUAAUGAUUGUCUCACAUAUGAAUAGUAUAAAAACAAUAAAUUAUGACUGUGACACCGGCAAAGAACUACACUGUGUCAUGGUCCUGGGUCAUGCGACCCAGUGUUUUGAGUUUUAGUUUAUUUGGAUGUUUAUUGUUUGUUUAG